This is a messenger RNA of Marmota flaviventris (yellow-bellied marmot), 2275 nucleotides long. RefSeq names its product interferon regulatory factor 2 (gene Irf2). The record is from RefSeq and is a predicted model, not a curated record. Gene Ontology annotation, molecular function: RNA polymerase II cis-regulatory region sequence-specific DNA binding; DNA-binding transcription factor activity, RNA polymerase II-specific. Gene Ontology annotation, cellular component: nucleus. NCBI's taxonomy places the organism in Eukaryota, Metazoa, Chordata, Mammalia, Rodentia, Sciuridae. Gene Ontology annotation, biological process: immune system process; regulation of transcription by RNA polymerase II.
AGCCUUUCCAAGUGCGAAGGGUUUGGGUGUAACUCAUCCCCUCCCCGGGACGCGGCUGCGUCUCCCGUUGGCCCCAGGUCUUGGUGCGUUUGCCACCCUCACCCUCUCGCCCCUUAGAAGGAGGAAAGGGAAGGAAGGAGGGCUGGCAGCCCGAACCGGGAGCGAGGACUGUGUUCAGGCACCAGAAGGGUACCAUGCCAGUGGAAAGGAUGCGGAUGCGCCCAUGGCUGGAAGAACAGAUAAAUUCAAACACAAUACCAGGGCUAAAGUGGCUUAAUAAGGAAAAGAAGAUUUUCCAGAUCCCCUGGAUGCAUGCGGCUAGACAUGGGUGGGAUGUGGAAAAAGACGCACCACUAUUUAGAAACUGGGCCAUCCACACAGGAAAGCAUCAGCCAGGAAUAGAUAAACCUGAUCCCAAAACAUGGAAGGCGAAUUUUCGAUGUGCCAUGAAUUCUUUGCCUGAUAUCGAAGAAGUUAAGGAUAAAAGUAUAAAGAAAGGAAACAAUGCCUUCAGAGUAUACCGGAUGUUGCCCUUAUCUGAACGACCUUCUAAGAAAGGAAAGAAACCAAAGACAGAAAAAGAAGACAGAGUUAAGCACAUCAAGCAAGAACCAGUUGAGUCAUCUUUGGGGCUUAGUAAUGGAGUAAGUGAUCUUUCUCCUGAGCUCGCGGUCCUGACUUCAGCUAUAAAAAAUGAAGUGGAUAGUACGGUGAACAUCAUAGUUGUAGGACAGUCCCAUCUGGACAGCACCAUCGAGGAUCAAGAGAUUGUUACUAAUCCGCCAGACAUUUGCCAAGUUGUGGAGGUGACCACCGAGAGUGAUGAGCAGCCAGUCAGCAUGAGUGAGCUGUACCCUCUGCAGAUUUCCCCCGUGUCUUCCUACGCAGAAAGCGAAACUACCGAUAGCGUGCCCAGCGAUGAGGAGAGCGCUGAGGGGAGACCACACUGGCGGAAGAGGAACAUUGAAGGUAAACAGUACCUCAGCAACAUGGGGACACGGAGCACCUACCUGCUGCCCAGCAUGGCGACCUUCGUCACUUCCAACAAGCCGGAUCUCCAGGUCACCAUCAAGGAGGAGAGCUGUCCGGUGCCUUACAACAGCUCUUGGCCCACGUUUCCUGAUCUCCCCCUCACUCCCUCCGUGACCCCUGCAUCCAGCAGCAGUCGGGACCGAGAGACUCGGGCCAGUGUCAUCAAGAAGACGUCAGACAUCGCCCAGGCCCGUGUCAAGAGCUGCUAAGCCCUUGAGUCUCCCCGGUGGUUGUUGGGAUUUCUUGGCUUUGUGUUGUUGUUUGUUUGUGUUUUAUUUUUCUCUCUGACACCUAUUUUAGACAAAUCUAAGGGAAAAAGCCUUGACAAUAGAACAUUGAUUGCUGUGUUCAACUCCAGCCCUGGAGCUUCUUUUUAACUCAGGACUCCAGCCCCUUGGUAGACGCGUGUCUCUAGAGCCUGCUGGAUCUCCCAGGGCGACUCCCUCAAGUUCAAGGACCAACAGCCACACGGGCAGUGGAGGUGCUGCGUUGCCUAUGGUCAAGGCCAGCGUGGAGGAGUGGAUGCUUCAGAAUGGACGAGAAAAUGUGAACUAGCUGGAAUUUUUUAAUCUUUGUGAAUAUGUACAUAGGGCAGUACUAGCGACGCUGCAGUCUGCUUCUGCACCUUAUCUUAAAGCACUUAUGAUAGGCCUUCUUAUGAUCUUGCUCUAUUCCACAGCACAUUCAUCGUCCCCUUCUCUGCCCUUUACCCUCCACCCAUCCCUUCCCAUCCCCUCCCACACGGUUCCUUUCCUCCUUUUCCUCCCCUCAGAGGCUGUGAUCCACAUCCUGGAGGAGGAGGAGAAGGAGAAAAUGAACCUCUCCACAGAUGUCCCAUUUUUAAGACUGCUUGGAGGAAAAAAAAAAAUCUUUCUAAUCUGCUAUGCUUGAAUGCCACGCGGUACAAAGGAAAACUAUCAUGGAAAUAUUAUGCAAAUUCCCAGAUUUGAAGACGAAAAUACUCUAAUUCUAACCAGAGCAAGCUUUUUUAUUUUUUAUACAGGGGAAUAUUUUAUUCAAGGUAAAAUUCUAAAUAAAAUAUAAUUGUUUUUUAUCUUUUCUACAGCAAAUUUAUAAUUUUAAGAUUCCUUUUCUUGUUUAUCAGCAGUUGUUAUUACAUCCUUGUGGCACAUUUUUUUUUUAAUUUUGUAAAGGUGAAAAAAAGCUUUUAUGAGCUCAUGUAGCAAUCAGAUUAUCCUGUGGAUUGAUAAUAAAUGAAUAUGAUAUAUAGUUAAAUUUUUAA